AUGUCUCUCCGAUUUCCACUCAGGCCCUGGGCCCUACGAAUGCUCAACUCAGAAGUCGCCAGCUUCCCCUUAUCAAACCCAACAUCUCGCAUGUUUCGCCGCCCAAUAUCACUCGCGCCCGCGCAGAGACAGCUUUUCAGCAUCCGGAAACAAUUACCAUCGCUGAGAACACUCCAGCAAUUUCAAUUGCAAAGUACAGCAUCCCGAGGUCAAAUCCGCCGCACCUUUCGUACUUACCGCCCCCGAUUUAACAACAAUAAAUCGGUUGGACCUGGAUACACAUACCAAGCCCCCAACGCGACGCCAUCGCUCUCGCAACGCCUUAAGACUCUCUCUCGCGAAUAUGGAUGGUCUGCGCUCUGGAUCUAUCUCUUCCUCUCGGCGCUUGAUUUCCCGUUCUGCUUUGCGGCGGUGAAACUACUUGGCGCGGAUAAGAUUGGGCAUUAUGAGCAUGUUAUCGUUGAGAGCGUCAAGGGUGCUGUGAAUAAGGUUUGGCCGGGAGCUUUUAAGGAGUCAGAGGAGCAGAGCGAGGACGAGGAUUUCGGCGCUCAGGCUGGGGGAAAGAAGAAGGGACCGGUUGAGGAAGCCAGUUUAUGGACGCAGCUUGCUCUAGCGUACGCCAUUCACAAGAGCUUCAUCUUUGUGCGCGUGCCGCUGACAGCGGCUAUCACGCCGAAAGUCGUGAAGCAGCUCAGAAAAUGGGGCUGGGAUGUGGUCAAGGGCAAGCCAAAGGCCAAGUAG
Molecule: messenger RNA, 741 nt
Organism: Aspergillus nidulans FGSC A4
Lineage: Eukaryota; Fungi; Ascomycota; Eurotiomycetes; Eurotiales; Aspergillaceae
Exons: 2
Coding region: 1-741 (246 amino acids)
Source: RefSeq, a predicted model, not a curated record